AUGAUAUAAAUAUUAUUGUUGCUUGAAAUUGUAAUAGCUAAUAAUUUGAGAUAUUUAACAAAAGGAACAAUAUAAAAUAUAUGGAAUAUUGAAGGAUCUAAAUGUUAUGGAGUAAUGUUUGAUGCUGGUAGUAGUGGUACAAGAGUAUAUGUUUAUUAAUGGAAUUGUAGAGAGACAUAAACAAUGCCAUAUGUCUCAUUAAGUGAGAAAUCAAUAGAAAAGAAAAUAAAGCCAGGAAUAUCCUCAUUUGCAUCUAAAAUAAAUGAUAUUCCUACUUAUCUUUAACCAUUAAUUGAUUUUGCAAUAAGUAAUGUUCCAUAAGAAAUGAUGUCAUAUACUCCAAUCAUGUUAGGUGCAACAGCUGGGAUGAGAUUGUUGUCAAUACAAUAAUAAACAGAUAUUAUAAAAUAAGUACAACAUUUAUUCCUUAAAUCUGGGUUCCUUUUUUUAAGUGAAUAAUGGGCUAGAGUUAUAACAGGAUAAGAAGAAGUAUAUGACACUCAAUUUAAUAUAGGGUGCUUAUAUGUGGUUAUCUCUUAAUUAUCUACUCAAUAGGAUGUAGAAUGAAGACUAAGUAACAACUAUUGAUUUAGGUGGAGCUUCUACUUAAAUCUCAUUCAAACCUAAAGGAAAUAUUGAAGAUGGAGUCAUCGAUCUUAUUAUCCCUGAUCUUAAUGAAUAUGAAAUCUUUAGUAAUAGCCAUCUACUCUAUGGAAUGGAUUAAGCCUUAGUUUAGAUACACAAAUUAUUCCAGGAUAACUAAACCUUUAUUAUCAAAACUCCUUGUUAUUUUAAUGGAUAUUAAAAUACUUAUGAUAAUGAUCCCAACUAUACAGUUAUUGGAUUAGGAGAUUAUAAAGAAUGCAAACGAAUUAUUAGACAAUAUCUUCAUAAUAAUCCAGAUAAUUGUUCACAUUCUAAUUGUGGAAUCAAUGGUUCAUAUUAACCUAAAAUUGAUAACAACAUUAUCUAUGCAUUAAAUGGAGUUUAAAGUAUGGUCAGUUUGUUUGGAUUUCAAAAUUAUACACUUUCUUAAUAUUCAAAUAAAGUUAUUAGUUUUACUUCUUUGAUCUGGUCAGAUAUCCAACAAAUACCUGAAUAUAUCAAUAAUCCAUAUAUUCAUACAGAUUUCUUCUCUAGUAUUUAUGUCGAUGAAUUACUCUCCUAUGGUUAUGCUAUCAAUAAAGAUUAAAUUAUUUAUAGUCCUGAUAAAAUUUAUAAUAUUUCACCUUCAUGGACUAUUGCUGCUAUGUUUUAUCAACUAGCUCAAAUCUAGUGUCAGUAUGAUAGUCCCAUUUGUAUUCAACUUAUUAAAUGA
Molecule: messenger RNA, 1318 nt
Organism: Paramecium sonneborni
Lineage: Eukaryota; Ciliophora; Oligohymenophorea; Peniculida; Parameciidae
Source: the annotation of a GenBank genome assembly